Molecule: messenger RNA, 1245 nt
Organism: Haliotis rubra (blacklip abalone)
Lineage: Eukaryota; Metazoa; Mollusca; Gastropoda; Lepetellida; Haliotidae
Product: b(0,+)-type amino acid transporter 1-like
Exons: 11
Coding region: 1-1245 (414 amino acids)
Biological process (GO): amino acid transmembrane transport
Cellular component (GO): membrane
Molecular function (GO): L-amino acid transmembrane transporter activity
Source: RefSeq, a predicted model, not a curated record
AUGGAAGUGCGUCAACGGCCAACUGAGGACUCUCCAGAGAAGGCUGACGAUCAAGUUCAAAUUGACACAUCGAAAGUAACCCUGAAGAAAGAGAUUGGUCUUUUAAGUGGUGUAGCCUUUGUGGUGGGAUCAAUCAUUGGUUCUGGUAUCUUCAUCUCUCCCCAAGGAGUUUUGAGGAACACAGGCUCAGUGGGAAUGUGCCUGGUUGUGUGGUCUAGCGGAGCUCUCCUCUCUCUUCUCGGUUCGCUUACCUUCACUGAGUUAACAUCCCUCACACGGACAUCUGGAGGGGAGUACGCAGUGUUGCUGAAAACAUUCGGCCCUAUCCCUGCCUUUGUGUUUGUAUGGUCCGUUGAAAUCGCCGUGAACACAUCGGCAAGAGCCGUGCAAUGUCUGACGGUCGCCGAGUAUCUCUCCGCCUUCCUGGAGCUGUGUGGGUCCCCUGAACCGCCGAAGAAGGUCGUAGGGAUCUGCCUUCUGGUUCUUCUGGCCAUCACCACCUCCUACAGCGUGAAGUUGUCGGCAAGGAUACAGGUCUUCUUCACUGCAGCCAAAUUGGGAGCUCUCGUUGUGAUCAUCAUCGGAGGACUGGUCAAAAUAGGACAAGGCACGGUAUCUGAGCUACCAACUGGGUUUGAUGGAUCUGUGACUAAGGCAUCCAACAUCGCUCUGGCGUACUACUCGGUCAUGUUUGCAUAUGGAGGAUGGAACAACGUCAACUUCCUAAUAGAGGAGGUGAAGAACCCUCGGAGAAACGGACCAUUGUCGAGUAUCAUCGGUGUAGCGAUAGUUGCUGUUGUCUACAUCCUCACCAACAUCUCCUACCUUGCUGUCAUGACCCGUCAGGAGCUGUAUCAGUCAUCGGCUGUCGCACUGACCUGGGGAGACAGGGUCCUGGGUUCAGCCUCCUGGAUUAUCCCGAUCUCUGUCAUGAUGUCUGUGUACGGCAGCGCUAAUGGUGGGAUGGGAACAGCUUCUAGAAUACAGUUUUCAGCAGCCCGUGAUGGGAACUGGUGGGAGUUCCUGUCCUAUGUCAACGUGAAGAGGUACACGCCCAUGCCAUCAAUCAUUUGUCACGUGCUCAUCUCUGCCUUCAUGACGCUACAGGGAACCGUCACCAGCCUCAUCAACUUCCUCAGCUUCACCCAAUGGGCCUUUUACUGUUCCAAUCCUCAUCCCCAUCUUCUUCAUGCUGUGGUGUCUGUUCCUGGUCGUGGCACCUAUUGUAGAGAAUCCCCAGAUUGA